Messenger RNA from Manis javanica (Malayan pangolin), 1056 nucleotides. It is a transcript of the gene PGP, whose product is annotated as phosphoglycolate phosphatase. Gene Ontology annotation, cellular component: cytoplasm. NCBI's taxonomy places the organism in Eukaryota, Metazoa, Chordata, Mammalia, Pholidota, Manidae. The record is from RefSeq and is a predicted model, not a curated record. Gene Ontology annotation, molecular function: sn-glycerol 3-phosphatase activity.
GCGGGCGGCGGCGACGGCGGAGGCCGGUGACAGCGGCGGGCAGCCGGCGGCCAUGGCGGCGGCGGCGGCGGCCGGCAGCGACGACGCCCGCUGCGUGCGGCUGAGCGCCGAGCGGGCGCGGGCGCUGCUGGCCGACGUGGAUACGCUGCUGUUCGACUGCGACGGCGUGCUGUGGCGGGGCGAGACAGCCGUGCCCGGUGCGCCCGAGGCCCUGACGGCGCUGCGGGCCCGCGGCAAACGCCUGGGCUUCAUCACGAACAACAGCAGCAAGACCCGCGAGGCCUACGCCGAGAAGCUGCAGCGCCUGGGCUUCGGCGGCGCCCGCCUCGAGGUCUUCGGCACGGCCUACUGCACCGCUCUCUACCUGCGCCGCCGCCUGGCCGGCGCGCCGGGCCCCAAGGCCUACGUGCUGGGCGGCGAGGCCCUGGCCGCCGAGCUGCGGGCCGUGGGCGUCGCCUGCGUGGGCGUGGGGCCCGAGCCGCUGCAGGGCGACAGCCCCAGCGCCUGGCUGAACGCGCCGCUCGAGCCCGGCGUGGGCGCGGUGGUGGUGGGCUUCGACCCGCACUUCAGCUACAUGAAGCUCACCAAGGCCGUGCGCUACCUGCAGCAGCCCGGCUGCCUGCUUGUGGGCACCAACAUGGACAACCGGCUCCCGCUUGAGAACGGCUGUUUCAUCGCGGGUACCGGCUGUCUGGUCCGAGCCGUGGAGAUGGCCGCCCAGCGCCAGGCCGACAUCAUAGGCAAGCCCAGCCGCUUCAUCUUCGACUGCGUGUCCCAGGAGUAUGGCAUCAACCCAGAGCGCACUGUCAUGGUAGGAGACCGCCUGGACACGGACAUCCUCCUGGGCGUCACCUGUGGCCUGAAGACCAUCCUGACCCUCACUGGAGUCUCCACUCUAGGGGACGUGAAGAGUAAUCGGGAAAGUGACUGCAUGAAUAAGAAGAGAAUGGUGCCUGACUUCUAUGUUGACAGUAUAGCCGACCUUUUGCCUGCCCUUCAAGGUUAAAGAUCUAGUGUCUUUAAUCUCCAGAAUAAAAACUUGAAAAUCACUUACCC